UCGCCGCUUCUCUGUCUUCUUUCAUUCGGAGCUUUGAAGAGACGAUAGCAAUGGUGUCGCUGAAGCUUCAGAAGCGGCUCGCCGCCAGCGUUCUCAAGUGCGGUAGAGGCAAGGUUUGGCUAGAUCCUAAUGAAGUCAACGAAAUCUCCAUGGCCAACUCUCGGCAAAACAUAAGGAAGCUGGUCAAGGAUGGUUUUGUCAUAAGGAAACCAACCAAGAUUCAUUCUCGAUCUCGUGCACGUAGAAUGAAUGAGGCCAAACGAAAGGGCCGUCAUUCUGGAUAUGGUAAACGUAGGGGUACAAGGGAAGCAAGGUUGCCCACAAAAAUACUGUGGAUGAGGAGAAUGCGUGUGCUCAGGCGCUUGCUCCGCAAGUACAGGGAAUCAAAGAAGAUUGACAAGCACAUGUAUCAUGACAUGUACAUGAAGGUGAAGGGUAAUGUUUUUAAGAACAAGAGAGUUCUAAUGGAGAGCAUCCACAAGUCCAAGGCUGAGAAAGCCAGAGAGAAGACCUUGUCUGAUCAAUUUGAGGCUAAGCGUGCAAAGAAUAAGGCAAGCAGGGAAAGAAAGUUUGCUAGGAGAGAGGAACGCUUAGCCCAGGGUCCAGUAGAGAGAGCACCACCACCUCCAGCAGCAGCAUCUGCACCUACAGCUCAAACCACACAGGGAUCUAAGAAAUCCAAGAAGUGAGAUGUGCAAGAAUCUGGGUAUUGAGGAUCGAUGACCUUGGAUCUUCUGUGUUCUCUCAUUGCUAUGAUUUUUUUGACCCAUAAAUUGAACCAAGUGGACUACUUGUUUGAAGCUUCCAUUAUCUUUUUCUCAAUGACCGGAUCCCGCACUGAGUUGUCUUCCGCCUAGUGCAUUUAGGGCCUUCUUCUUCCUAAAGAUUCUUUCAUCUUAAUAUGUUUUUCUUUACGUUUUAUGCUUAUUUUGUGUGGCAGCGUGUAGUGCAUAUCUAGAAGAAUGCUUAAAAUCUGGAUACUUGUAGUUUGUUCCCCCAAUGUUAGGGUUAAUUUCUUUCUUUUAUUGAUUUGUGCUAUUUAUGCUUUUUAUCCUGUGUUGUUUCAUAUGAAAGGCGUGUUUGGAAA
Molecule: messenger RNA, 1087 nt
Organism: Camellia sinensis
Lineage: Eukaryota; Viridiplantae; Streptophyta; Magnoliopsida; Ericales; Theaceae
Product: large ribosomal subunit protein eL19y
Biological process (GO): translation
Cellular component (GO): cytosolic large ribosomal subunit; ribosome
Molecular function (GO): RNA binding; structural constituent of ribosome
Source: RefSeq, a predicted model, not a curated record